AUGGUGAACCGAAUGCUUAUCAUUGCGCCCCCUUUCCCCGUCUCCUCUCGUCCCUCCCUGCACUCCCUCCCUCCUCUCCCUCCCUGCCACACCCUUCAACCACUCCCCCACUCCCCCUCGCCUCCCCCAGCAUCUGCGUCCAUGGUGAACCGGGUGCGGUGGGCGCCUGACCCCUCCUCGCCCGCCUCGCGGCUCAUCAUGUCAGAGACCACUCUCAAGAGCGCAGUGGAGGUCCCAGUGCCAUUCCGGAUGAUCCCAAGGGACGUCAUAGAGACUGCAGGCAACAAGCUGUUGGAGCAGAUUCUAAAAGUGGCCGUGCCGCGCUUCCUAGAGCAGGGGACACCUCGUUGUUUCCCCUCCUCCCCCUACCCUCUCACUCCGUCUCUCCUUGCCCUUCCCCACCUGUCUCUUCUCUCUGUCCCCUCCUCCCCUCAGCUGAAAAAGGACUAUGAGGCGUGGGCUUCAGGGGACACCUCGCGAAAGCCCCUCGGCACAGGGGAGUUGUGA
Closterium sp. NIES-65 is the source of this 507-nucleotide messenger RNA. NCBI's taxonomy places the organism in Eukaryota, Viridiplantae, Streptophyta, Zygnematophyceae, Desmidiales, Closteriaceae. The record is from the annotation of a GenBank genome assembly.